GGCAUUCCGUGUUGAAUUUAAACGAGAGUGACUCCAGCCCUGAUGACAAAACUGAAGUCGCUCUUUGCAUUGUUGGAGCACAGUCAGCGACCUGCCAUCUCACCCAAGAGCUUCCUGUCUGCCUCCCAGCCAUUCUGGUUUACCCCUGGUUCUCAGCAGGACUGCUCGGAGUAUCUCAAGUACCUCCUGAAUCGAUUACAUGAAGAAGAAAAAGCUGGAAAGAUCUACUACCAGAAGCUCAAGGAAUCCAGCUUGAUGUCUCAAGCCAUGGAGCAUCAAUCCAUAAACAAGACACUGAUUGAGAAGAUGUUUUGGGGAAAAAUGAUAACAAAGAUUCGUUGCUUGAAGUGUUUGAACAUCUCUUCACGAAAAGAAGCCUUCACAGACCUGUCAUUGGUGUUCCCCCCAUCAGACAGGACCCACAUCGUUUGCCGCAGGCCACCAUUGGAAUCCACCAGGGCACGUGGCAGUUCCUAUGGGCGGUGCAGGGGAAAGGAUUGUGACAUCACAGAGCAGGGGGCGUGGCCAUCAGACUUAAGUCAUGUCCACGCUGGCAGACCUCCCCCAGCUUUCAGACUCGUGAGCAGCUCGCUCCGUCCUGGUGGUCCACGCUGGAGACUCGCUCUGGGUGACAGCCAUUUGGUGCUGGUUGAGAUUGUUCUUUGCGAGAGAUCAGGAUGA
Messenger RNA from Coturnix japonica (Japanese quail), 681 nucleotides. The record is from RefSeq and is a predicted model, not a curated record. Lineage: Eukaryota; Metazoa; Chordata; Aves; Galliformes; Phasianidae.